UAAAGUCUUAUUAUAGUCUAAUAGUUUGCUUGCAGAUAUCGUCCGAUUGGCAGUCCUACUCUAUUCACCACGCAGCUGAAGCUUCCAUUGGAGACUGUGCACUUUAAACAGAGAAGCUCUGCUAUCUGGAGGAGUUUCUUUUUAUUUGACAGGGUCAAGAGACUAAAGCUAAACAGCGGACUCCACACUUUAUAACACAUGGCAGAGCCCAACUUCCCCCCACUGCCGGGAUUCAUUCCACUCAAGCCAUGCUUCUACCAGGACUUUGAGGAGAUCCCUGAGCAGCACCGCAGCAUGUGCAAGAAAAUGUACAACCUGUGGAUAUUGAACAGUGCUACUCUUGCGGUGAAUCUCAUUGGCUGCUUUGCUUGGAUGUUUGGUGGAGGGGGUGUGACCAACUUUGGACUGGCUAUCAUCUGGCUCCUCAUGUUCACGCCUUGCUCGUAUGUCUGUUGGUUCAGGCCAAUCUACAAGGCCUUCAAGAGUGACAGCUCUUUCAACUUCAUGCAGUUCUUUUUUGUGUUCAUGGCCCAAGUAGGCAUCAGCAUCAUCCAAAGCAUAGGCAUUCCUGGUUGGGGAGUAUGUGGUUGGUUGGCUACCAUCUCCUUCUUCAGCUAUAAUAUUUUCAUUGCACUGAUCAUGUUGGUACCUACUAUCAUGUUCACUGCUGUGGCCUCACUGUCCUUUAUUGCCCUCACCAGGAUCCAUAAUUUCUACCGUGGCAGUGGGGGCAGCAUGUCCAAAGCUCAGGAGGAAUGGGCCACAGGAACCUGGAAGAACCCUCAUGUCCAGGCAGCGGCCCAGCAGGCAGUGAUAGGGGCAGCUUCUGGAACCAUGCAGGAUCAUUCCCACUCCCCCAGCCCACAAUAUAACGACAACCAGAUGUAGCCUCUUCGAGACAGAGGUGUCAAGGAAACAGUUAUGCCAAAGUUUGAGCAACAGGGUUAGGAAGACUUUAACAUCUCCCACAAUAUUGUUGAUUAUUAAGUUAAAAAAUGAAACAACACUUACAUUUUAACAUUCAGUUUUUACAUUCAGGCCAAAUCACUGAUUCAGCAGAAUUAUCAGUGAUUUCAAGUAAUUUCAUCAUUUGGGAAACAAAUAGUUGGGAAACAAAUAGCUCUGAGCAUCUGUGGGAAGCGGGUUUUCGCCUUCCUGUAUUAAGGGGCAUGCUGAUAUCUGUAGUGUUUUAUAUAAUUUCACAUGUCUGUUUGUUUUCUGUUCUGGAGGUUGAAAUGAAAGUAGUUUUGAAUGUGUAUUACUUUAGUGGCUAUAUGAGAGCUGCGUGCUAAUGUACUCUUUGUGUUGACCUGCAGUUUUAGCAAUUUUUACAAAA
Messenger RNA from Perca flavescens (yellow perch), 1336 nucleotides. It is a transcript of the gene scamp5b, whose product is annotated as secretory carrier membrane protein 5b. Gene Ontology annotation, biological process: protein transport. The record is from RefSeq and is a predicted model, not a curated record. The transcript has 7 exons. Gene Ontology annotation, cellular component: recycling endosome membrane; trans-Golgi network membrane. Lineage: Eukaryota; Metazoa; Chordata; Actinopteri; Perciformes; Percidae. The coding region runs from base 199 to 888 and encodes 229 amino acids.